Molecule: messenger RNA, 600 nt
Organism: Candidozyma pseudohaemuli
Lineage: Eukaryota; Fungi; Ascomycota; Pichiomycetes; Serinales; Metschnikowiaceae
Exons: 1
Coding region: 1-600 (199 amino acids)
Biological process (GO): formation of translation preinitiation complex; translation reinitiation
Molecular function (GO): mRNA binding; translation initiation factor activity
Source: RefSeq, a predicted model, not a curated record
AUGACCGAGAUUGCCCCCAAGGCCGUAACAUACUGCGACGUUUGCUCGUUUCCUCCAGAGUACUGUGAAUUCGGAGGCCAGUUCAGAAAAUGCAGAGAAUGGCUCAGCGAAAACCACAAGGAGAUUUUUGAAAAGUUGUACAGUGAUGCUGCUUUGGCCAAUGCUACCCUGACAUUGUCGAUCGAGAAGGAGGAGAAGAUCCACAAGGACUUGGAGAAGAAGCAGGCCAAGGAGGAGGCCAAGGCGGAGCGUGAGUUGAAGAAGAAACUUGCGUCCAAGGUGGUGAUCAAGAGAAUCGAGAGAAACAGAAGAAAGCACGUCAUCUCCAUCGGCGGUUUGGAGGUUUUCAACAUCGACAUGAAGAAGUUGUCCAAGACUUUUGCACAGAAGUUUGCCACUGGUGCUUCUGUGGUGAAGAAUGCUGAAAAGAAGGACGAGAUUGUCGUUCAGGGAGACGUCAGUGACGAGGCCAGAGCGUACAUCGAGAAGUUGUUAGAGGAGAAGGGCUUGGAUGAGGUCAAGGUGGAGCAGAUUGACGAUAAGAAGAAGAAAAAGAGGGAGGAGGCUGCUGCCGCUGCUGCUGCUGCGGGCAAGAACUAG